Messenger RNA from Brassica oleracea var. oleracea, 975 nucleotides. RefSeq names its product cytochrome c-type biogenesis CcmH-like mitochondrial protein. The record is from RefSeq and is a predicted model, not a curated record. Bases 241 to 723 code for a protein of 160 amino acids. Lineage: Eukaryota; Viridiplantae; Streptophyta; Magnoliopsida; Brassicales; Brassicaceae. The transcript is spliced from 4 exons.
CUAUCCUUGUUUAUAUGCUCUCGGGCCAUAACUCACACACGCGAAGGUCGUCUUUACGACACACGUUGCAGUUUGAAGCUUCAACGCUCCUUCACACGCCUUUCUCGAUCAACCGGCAUCUUCCUUGUUGCUCGGAGAUUCGAAAGGUUUCAUUUUUCAGCUUCAGGUUGAUCAUCUGAGCUGAGGGCUGACUAAGCGGGUUUUUUUAAAUCUCUCUCGCUUCCUCUCCACCCAGGGGAAAUGGAGAAAAGAGACGAGGAUCUGAAGAAGGCUCAGAUGCUGGACGCUCGAGCCAGAAACAUCAGCCACAACGUUCGCUGCACUGAGUGUGGGAGUCAGUCCAUUGAAGACUCACAGGCAGAUGUAGCUAUUCUCCUUAGACAGCUGAUCCGUGAUGAGAUAGGAGCUGGAAAAACCGACAAAGAGAUCUACAGUAAGCUGGAGGAUGAGUUUGGAGAGACGGUGCUUUAUGCUCCCAAAUUCGAUAUGCAGACAGCAGCAUUGUGGCUAACUCCGGUUCUGAUAGCUGGAGGUACUGCUGCAGGGCUGGUUUACAGUAAGCACAGGCAAAGGACGAACGUGCACAUCAUGGCGUUGGAUCUUAUUAGAGGUGUUUCGUUGACUCCAAAAGAGAGAGUCACCAUCCUCGAUCUUCUUAUUCCGCCUCCCCCUCCUCCUCAGGGAGUGGCUUCCCGGUUGAGGAGAUGGCUAAACCUCCGUUAGGUCCUCAGCUCUGAUGUUCUCGAGUCGGAUACUAUUGUCUUCGCCAAAUAAAACACUAUGUGGAAGGAGUGAGUACCACAUCUAUUAUUGUCUAGGAGAACCAGAUAGGAAUGAUAAGACUUGGAUAUUGAACUAAAGUCCAUCUUGUAGUCCCAAUUUCUAAGUUUUUGUAUGUACGCAGAUCGCAAAAUAUUCCCUGUAUUUGUAUUUCUUGCUUCAGAGGUUAUGAAUAAAACAAACCUUCACUCUCUC